Messenger RNA from Vicugna pacos (alpaca), 9425 nucleotides. RefSeq names its product fatty-acid amide hydrolase 1. Gene Ontology annotation, biological process: fatty acid catabolic process. Gene Ontology annotation, molecular function: fatty acid amide hydrolase activity; amidase activity. The record is from RefSeq and is a predicted model, not a curated record. Lineage: Eukaryota; Metazoa; Chordata; Mammalia; Artiodactyla; Camelidae.
AUAACAAUGACUUACACAAAUGGAGAGAUGUGUUAUUUCAUGGAUGAGAAGACAAUUACGUAGAUGUGAAUUCUCCACAAAUGAAUUUUUGGAUUAAAUGCAAUGCCAAAUAAAAACAAACAAAACUCUCUAACCUUGAGGAGAGUGUAAGGGUAGUUGGGGGCCUCUGAGGUGGUAGGGGGCUCAGAAAACUGAGAUCAAAGACCUGUUAGUGCUUUAAAAAUUAUAAAGUUCCCCAUAGAUAGUGCUUCUGAGUGUGGUGUCCUGCCUCAUCUGUGGGACUGAGUUCCUUGAAGCAAGGCUGUGCCCCGCUCCUGCCCUCCGCUUCCGUGCUGAAGAAAUGCUCACAGAAAUGAAAUGAAACAAGAAGUUACUGAUAACAGGAGCACUCUCUCUGUUCUCCCCAGAACAGACUUCAAACUCUUCGGAAUCUGAGCAGCUUCCUUCCCUUCUGCAAGCUUUCCUCCCCAUCCUUUUAGCCUCCACCCCACCUCCAACUGAACUUGGCAAGGUAUUUACCUGUCUUCCCACUUGACCCCCGAGGACACAUAAGGAUGGCUUGCUCAAGGUCGCCAACUAGUGGGGGAGGACCCUGAUCCUGCUCAGGAAAUCAGGGCCUGCUUGAGUGAUUGCAGGUGAAAGUAACCCUCCCUUAACAUGCCCCACCAGAGUGCAGGUACAUGCUGUCCUGGCUCCUGGAAUCGUGUGGUGGUGACUUAUUCACAGAUGCUUUUCUGGUAACACAGGUGGAGACCUGGAAGCCCAGCCGCACUGGAUCCUCACAUUCACUUGCUCUUCCAUUCCAGUCUCUGCCUCCAGCUUUCCUCUCCCAAUCCUCCUCUAUAUUGCCUUCCCAAAACCUUGCAUCACAUCUCUGGAUUGCAUCGCAUGUCUGCUUAAAAUAAUGAGUUAACAUUUAUUGAGCCCUUACAGUGGGCCAAGUGCUGUUCUAAGCUCUUCCUUUGAAUUAACUCAUUUCAUUUUAACAAUUCUAUGAAGCUGUCACUACUAUUAACCCCUGUUUUGCAGAUAAGGAAACCGAGGCACGAGAUUGCGGUGACUUACUGAAGGUUACAGAGUAAGUGGCAAAGUUAGGAUUUCAACUCAGGUGUUCUGGUUCCCAAGCUUGGGCUUCUCAGACCAGAAAACCCCUCUCUGUAGGUCUCUAUUCUGAUAAUAAAUAACAAUAAUCAUAUGAUGAUUAACAUGCAUGGACUGCUUACUAUAGGCUAGGCCCUGUUUUGGCUGUAUUUCAUGUAUUAACUCGUUUGAUUCUUACAAUAGUACUAGAGAAUUGGGAGGUACUAUAAAUCCUCACUUUACAGGUAAGGAAACUGGGGCCCAGUCACACAGCAAGGAUGGGUUACAGACAGGCUUCCCCAAGGGUCCAGCAUCCAAGGCUCUUUUGAUUCAUGCUGCAUGAUCUCUGCAUUUCCACGAAAGCAUGUCUUUUGUUUCUUGAUCCAUGCAUGUUUUUCCUUCUCAACCAGACCUUGAACUCCACAGGCUAGAUUUGAGAUCAGGUACCUCCUUCAGUGUCCCCAACUCACAGCAAGAACCUCACAGACUCCUAUUAAUCUUGUGAGGUAGGCAUUUCCCCUUUUAGAAGAAAAGGCCCAGAUUCAGAGAGAUAAAGAUGGAACUGGAUGGACAGCAGUGUUUUGGCAGACAGUGCUUUCCAGCUGCCAAACUUUGCUGCAUCCCAUCCCGCAGAGCCUCAUUUCCAAGAGCAGUGGUGGUAGUAAUUCUUGACAGUUAAGAGCAAUGGCUUAGGAUUAGACCUGAGUUUAAAUACCCAUUCAGCCACCUGUGUGACCCAUAGAAUUAAUUUAACCUCUUUUGUCCUCAGUUGCCUCAUCUGUAUAUGACAAUAAUGAAAAUGCUUUCCUCAUAGGUCUGUUGGGAGGACAAAUGAGAUAAAGCAUAUAAAAUCCUGUGAGAGAGGCCUAGAUGGGAGAAGUAUUGUGUGUGUGUAUAUAUAAUCCCCCCACCCUCCCUAACGAAGGGUGUCAGGUCCCCAGACAGAAGCAGUUCUUACUACUUCAUGGGUGUGAAAUCCAGGAGGGCCCAGGACUGGAAAAGGGUGACACUAGGAAGGCCAGUCCGGGGGAGUGGCUGAGCAAAAGGACAAGUGAUGAGGGGUUUGGUCAUGUAGAAGAGCCCAGGGCAAGAGGCACAUGGUUCCUGGGGUGAGGAAAGGGGAGGGGGCAUCAGGUGCGCUCCCGGAGAAGAACUUCCUGUGCUCCGGAAGCCUUGCUCAGGGGAGUGGUGGGCGCCCUGCUGUGCACCGCCCAACGCAAGGUUCUCCAGGAAAGAUCCUGCUAAACUAUUUGCGGGGAUUAAUCAGGUCCGCGGGCCCAAUCUGUCCGUCGCUGCUCCCGGUCCUCUUGACCAGCCUUUCAUUCAGGGAGCUCUAGCUGGGCCGCAUCUUCCGGAGUCGGAGCUCUAGGGUGCUGGGGCGGAGGCUGGAACAGACCGCGGCGCCUAACCGCUGCUAGGCUCGAGCUUCCGAGGGCGCCCACGAGAAGUGGGUGCUCUGCCGGAUCCUCCUGCUUCGCCAGGCCCAGUGUGUGAGGAUUUAGGGAGCUGCCCCAUCCGAGCCGCUGCGAUUGACCUUGACCGUCAUGAGCCGCCAGCCUCGGGCCGGCUGCCAGGCAACGGCGCUCUCCCCAGGACCGCCCUCCUCCCUCCCCUCCGGCGCAGUUGGGCGCUGGAUCCCCGGCUGAUCCAGGCCGGGUUUUGCGGCAGAGUCCGCGCGUGCUGAUUCCUCAUCUGUUGCCCUCGGCGGCGGGCGGCGGCGGCGGGCGGCGGGAGACCAUGGUGCUGGACGAACUGUGGGCUGCGCUCUCCGGCGUCUCUGGGGCUGCCCUGGCCUGCUGUUUCGUGGCGGCGGCCUUGGCCCUGCGCUGGUCCACUUGCCGGCCGGCGCGGGGCGCGGCGGCCCGGGUGCGACGGCAACAAGCGACCCUGAAGACCAUGGACCAGGCGGCGCAGCGCUUCCGGCUUCAGAACCCUGACCUGGACCCGGAGGCGCUGCUGGUCCUGCCCCUGCCUCAGCUGGUACAGAAGUUACAGAGUGGGGAGCUGUCUCCGGAGGCUGCGCUCUUCACCUACUUGGGAAAGGCCUGUGAAGUGAACAAAGGGACUAACUGUGUAACCACCUACCUGGUGGACUGUGAGACUCAGCUGUGCCAGGCCCCAAAGCAGGGCCUGCUCUAUGGUGUUCCUGUGAGCCUCAAGGAGUGCUUCACUUACAAGGGCCAUGACUCAACAUUGGGCUUGAGCCUGAACGAGGGGGUGCCAGCAGAGUGUGACAGCGUGGUGGUACAAGUGCUGAAGCAGCAGGGCGCUGUGCCCUUUGUGCACACCAACAUCCCCCAGUCCAUGUUCAGCUAUGACUGCAGUAACCCCCUCUUUGGCCAGACCAUGAACCCAUGGAAGUCUUCCAAGAGCCCAGGUGGCUCCUCAGGGGGUGAGGGGGCCCUCAUUGCUGCUGGAGGCUCCCCACUGGGCUUAGGCACUGAUAUCGGAGGCAGCAUCCGCUUUCCGUCCGCCUUCUGUGGCAUCUGUGGCCUCAAAACCACUGGGAACCGCCUCAGCAAGAGUGGCCUGAAGGGCUGUGUCUAUGGACAGGUAGCAGUACAGCUCGCAAUUGGCCCCAUGGCCCGGGAUGUGGAAAGCCUGGCGCUGUGCCUGCGAGCGCUGCUGUGUGAUGACAUGUUCCGCUUGGACCCCACCGUGCCCCCCCUGCCCUUCAAGGAGGAGGUCUACACAAGCUCUCGGCCCCUGCGUGUGGGGUAUUAUGAGACUGACAACUAUACCAUGCCCACCCCGGCCAUGAAGCGGGCCCUGCUGGAGACCAAGAAAAGCCUCGAGGCUGCUGGCCACACGCUGGUUCCAUUCCUGCCAGGCAACAUACCCCAUGCUCUGGAGACCCUGUCGACAGGUGGGCUGUUCAGUGAUGGAGGCAGUAGCUUCCUACAGAACUUCAAAGGUGAUUCCGUGGACCCCUGCCUGGGCGACCUGAUCUCAAUUCUGAGGCUGCCUGGGUGGCUCAAAGGACUGCUGGCGUUCAUGCUGAAGCCUCUGCAACCAAGGUUGGCAGCUUUUCUCCACAACAUGAAGUCUCGGUCGGCUGGAAAGCUCUGGGAACUGCAGCAUGAGAUUGAGGUGUACCGUCAGUCUGUGAUUGCCCAGUGGAGAGCACUGGACCUGGAUGUGCUGCUCACCCCCAUGUUGGGCCCUGCUCUGGAUUUGAAUGCCCCAGGCAAGGCCACAGGAGCUGUCAGCUACACUCUGCUCUACAACUGCCUGGACUUUCCCGCUGGGGUGGUGCCUGUCACCACGGUGACCGCUGAGGACGAGGCCCAGAUGGAGCAUUAUAAGGGCUACUUUGGGGAUCUCUGGGACAAGGUGCUGCAGAAGGCCAUGAUGAAGAGCGUGGGGCUGCCUGUGGCCGUGCAGUGCGUGGCUCUGCCCUGGCAGGAAGAGUUGUGUCUGCGGCUCAUGCGGGAGGUGGAGCGAGUGAUGACCUCUGAAAGGCAGCGAUCCUGCCUCCUGCCCGUCCGGUUCCAGAGGACCUGAGACCCACUGGAUCUGCGCCUAGAGUAGUCAGGGCAUGGCUGCCACCCUGUGAGGAAGUGUUCAGCCUGGGGCAGAGGCUCCCAAGUCCCUCCUCUCGCCUCUACAAGAAGCCCAGACCCGCUGAGUCUGGACCCUACUCCCUGCUCUGGCCACCCUCUGCCCUGACCCCUCCAUGUGGCAACCAGUGGGCAUAACAUGGGCAGAGACCCACUAACAGUCAAGAACUGGCUCCUGGUCUGUGUACUUUCUGGCGUUCACUGUUAGGGCACUGGAGGUUGGAGAUGACCUUCUAGACGCAGUUCCAGCCAUGCCAGUCUCCUGCUCCCAAACCUCCCUGGUUCCCAUCACUCACAAGGAGGACACAGGCUUCUCAGAGUGGGAGUUGCAGCCCCAGCUCUUCACUCCCCCCCACCCCUCCCCAGCCUCUUAGACUAAGCCCUGCUUUGCUAGACACUGUCUUUUCUCCUUCCUCUGCUCCUUCCCUCUGCUCACUAUACCCUUUCUGUUCCUCUACCAUUAAAUCCUUUGAGGCCCAGCUCAGGUCCCUUUUUCUCCCUCUGAGCCCCGGGUAGGUGGACUGUUUCCUCCCAGUCUGCCCUGUGCUCUGGGCAUCUCUACUAUGGAUGGGUCACCUCCCUUAGCACCCUGACUCUCCUUGACAGCAGGGACUCUAUUGCUACAUCUUUGUCCUCAGGGGCCAGCACAGGGCAGCGGGGAGUCUGGAAUGCUGUUGGGGAUAGGAGCCCACAGGCCUGGGGAGGCGAGCACAAAACAAGGUGAUCUGGUAGAGAGCACUGGCAGGACCAGCCAGGACUGGAAUGUUCUGGGAAAGCUUCCUGAAGGUGGAGGACCUGUGUUGAGUAUGGAAGGUUCCCAGAGGCUGAGAUAGAGGACAGGGACAUCCCAGGGAGAAGGAACAGAACGCCAAAGACCAGAAUGAGUCUGGUAGAUGGAGGCAUUGAAUGGGCUCAGCAGCAGCGAUGUAGGCGGGGGUCAGAUCAAGGUGGACUGGAGGGGGCUGGUUCAGGAACUGGAAUUCUCUCUCAAGGGCAAUGGGGCGCUCUUGAACGACCACACAGGUGUGGCGAGGAGAGUAGACUGGAGGGGCAGAGCCUGGAGAGGACUAGAAGACCGCCCCAUGAUCCUAACCUGGGCAAGGGACCCUGAGGCCUGAGUUAGGGCUGUGGCCCAGAGAGAGGUGAUUUGGGAAUUGCCAGUUGGGAUGGAAGUGAGCACUCUCAGCCCAGUCUCAGCUCUGCCCAGUCUGCCAGCUCACCUCUUACUGGACGGUGUUGCCUGGUAGGAGGAGGGGUGGCUCACUUGUGACAGCUCUGGGGGCUUCUUGGGCCCACCAGCCGUGCUUCCUCACUCCCCCAGCCGCAGCCCUAACUCGCUUGCUUGCUGUUGAAGAUGUUCUGAGCUUGAACCCUCGGGCAGGGGAGGCCCCUGGCCCCCACCUGACCCACUUCAUAAUUUUUUCAAGGCAAGCUGCUUUCCCAAGGCUUCCUUCUCCACACUGAUUUUCCUGCUCCUCCAGAGGACUUUCCCCUCCAGGCUGCAUGCCCAGCGGCACCUGCACUUUCUGCCAGUGGUGUCCCCGCCUUGAUGGGGCAAGUCUCAGGGCAGACACUAGGCCCAUACCUCGCGGCUGACUAGAGGAUCUGGCCCACAUGGACACCUUGCUGGGAUGACCAAGAAGCUGCUCACUUUGUCUUGGUUUCUCAUAACUGCUAUGUCAUCUCGCCUCAUGUCCCAUAAAACCACCUGCAAUCUGCCCCAGCUUCCUCCUCCUGCCCUGUUUCUCUCUUUGGUUAGUGAUAUCUUCACUUUCAGACACAAGGCCGCGGUGGGGGCACCUCCUCUUCAUUCCUUCACUGGUUCAUUGAUUUCACCCUUAGACCCCAGCACGGCCAUGCUGAGUGGUGCUGGGGGUCCACCAAGCCUGGCUCCCAUCCUGAGAGGCUCCUGAGCCUGUGUGGGUGGCGGACAUUGGCACAAACACAUUGGCUCCCUUGUGAUUGGGGCAGGGGGAAAGGGUAGACGGGGGGCCAAAUGCUGCCAAGGGCAUGGGUGCAGAGGUCAUUGGGGAAGUAAGUUCUCACUGCUUUGCAUCUCCACCACUACACUCUGAUCCAAGCCACUUGCCUCUCAUCUGGACCCUAAUAACCUAACGGGGCUCCCUGCUUCCUUCCUCACCUAUCCCCCAAUCCAUUCUCCAAAUAUCCGCCAAAGCGAUCCUUUAAAAGUGUAUGUCAGAUUGAGUCACCUCCCUCCUUAGGACCUUGCAAUGGUUUCCCAAUCAACCAAGAAUAAAAUCCAGUCUCCUCCUUGAGUCCUGCAAGGCCCUGUGUGAUGUGGCUUUUGCCCGCCUCUCCAGCCUCAUUUUGGGUGUCUCUUCCCCUCGUCUGUUGUGCUCCAGCCACACGAGCACCUUUUGGUUUCUCGAUCCUUGGUCCUUGCUUCACAGCUUUUGUGUUAGCUGUCCCUCUGCUUGGAACACUUGGCUCCAGUAUCACCUUCCCUGAUCACUCACUCAGAAACAGCUUCCCUGACACUCUAACGUGUCACCCUUUUACUUUACAGCAUUGUCACUCUCUGGAAUCACAUGGUUUGUCUCCUUUCAAACAAGCUUCCUGAGGGCUGCACUUUGUCAUGCACAUCACAGUAACCUCUGCAUGUGGAACGGUGCCUAAAAGAUGCAAGGUUAAUGCAAUGAACAUUAAGUGAGCAUCUACUGAAGACCAGGCACUGUACUGGGUGUCGCGGCAGCAGUGAUGAAUGAGACAGUCUAGGUUCCUGUCCUCCUGGAGCUACAGUCUGAAGGAUAUUUGUCGAAUUUUGAAAGUAGGCAGCAAGGCAGGCAGGUGUGCUACUGAAGACCUUACAUAUUUAAAGCACUGAGUGAUAAGGUGACUUUUAAUCGGGACAAGGGGGCAUUCUGAAUACGAACCAUCUACCUUCUAGGCACUUGAUAGUCGUCAUGUCAUUUUAUCCUGUUGUAAGUAUUUGUGUCCUCAUUUUACAGAAAGUUCCUAUAGCUAGAAGUGUGGAAAUUAGAAUCAGAGCCUGAUCAGUCUAUGUCAGAGCCACUUCCUGGUGCCCCACAAUGUUGAGGAACGUAGGAGUGAUGGCACAAGCUCACCACCUCCUCUUCCUGCCUGACCACCAGCCCAGCGGCCUCAAGACCCUCUAAGUCCUGUGGCUCCUGCCUGUUCUCAGCCUUUCCCCUCCUCUCCGGGCCACUGCCGCAGCUUCCUCUAUCUCCAGACUGGUCUUCUCCAACCGUCCUUCAUGUGGCAGUUGAGUGACCUUUCUAAAAACAAAUCUGAUCACAUCUAAAAUCGUGCUCAGUCCAGGCUCCUGGCUGUGACCCACAAGGCUGUGCUGGACCUGGCUGUGCUGUUGACCGUCCUGGCUUCCUGCCCUUCCCGGAGCCCUCGGGCUGUGCUCAGGACACUGCACACCUCCCACCUCCAAGCCCCUUGCUCACUGUGCUUGCUCUGCCUGGAAUACUCUUACUUAUGUCUCCACCUCAAGACCCCCCAUCCCCCCACUGCUUCAUCCCAGGCAAAGGUAGUCGUCCUCUUACAAUUGUCAGGCUGUGUUUGAAAGGGCUUCUGGGCGUUUCUGUUCAUGCUCAAAAGAAGAGACUGUCUGAAUAAUAGAAUCCAAUAUCUAUUAGGCUGUAGAGUUGAUAAUCCAUUAUCCCACUGGGAAAAAAAUGGCAUUAUUACUUCCAUUUUAUAGAUAAGGAAACUGAAGUUCAGAAUGGGUUGCUGGUUUGUCCAAGGCCAAAGACUUGAACAGAAGACUUGAAUCCAUAUGCCUGACUCCAAACUUAGUGCACUUCCCUUUUUUGCACAAUCAUCCUAAGAACAUGCAAUAAACACUCUGUGUGCCAGGUUCUGUGGUAAGUGGCCACAAACACUGGCGACAAGCAAUGUUCUGGCACUGUGCUCCUCUGCUGAUGUCUGUUUACAGAAAGGGUUGGUCAUGCCCCUGUCCACCCUCCCUUCCUCUCCCUGAGGUUGCGAUAUUGGAGUUUAAGACGCAGGACCUACCAUUUAUCCCUAAUAGGCACCAUCUUUUAGGGUCAUUCCAGGGUUCCAGCUUAUUGAGAGCCUUUGGGGUCCUGGUUCUGUUGCCCACUCUUUCUGCUCUGCUUCCCAGCUUUGUCCAUCCACAAAUCUGAGCACUGGACUGCUCCAACUUCAUCCAAGUCACCAAAAAAUAAUCAGAUCAGGACCAAGGAAAGAACCCUGGGGUGUGUCACUCCAGGUCACUUGCCCGGGCAGCCUGAUCUGCUGCACCCAUAAAUGAAAACCACAUUAUCAAGUACUGAGCCUCCCAACCAGCCUGGGUUGGGCCCUCCCAGGUUUCCCACACAUAGAUUGGGAUCAGGGAAAUUGUGGGAGGUUUCCCUUGUGCACCUGAAGCAGGUGAGGGCACCGGGAGUCAGGGCUGUGUGGGGUGUGCCUUGGAUGACCAGCAGCCAGCAUGGUGCCUGGUACUCUGUGGGUACCCAGUGAAGGCUUGUUGACUGGAGGAGUGGGUGACUUGUGAGUAAACCCAUUUUGGCCUCUCCUGAUUACUUCCUUGUCCUGAUGGGACUGUUGCAAUCAGUCCCUACCCUCAGCCCUUUUCACAUUUAUCUUACCGACUGCUGUGAUCUUGAUUCGUGCCCAUCAGGACAAAUAAUUCCCAGUCUAUAUUCAACCUGUGACUUUCUCCUGGUCUGUAAGUCCUCAUCCAUCCACUUCCCCUCUCUAUAUGCCUUCCAUCCAUCCCGCCAUCCAAUAAACGUAUUGAAUUCCACAGGAAUUACCUGUGCUAACCAAUCA